This is a messenger RNA of Apis florea (little honeybee), 672 nucleotides long. RefSeq lists its product as uncharacterized. The record is from RefSeq and is a predicted model, not a curated record. Gene Ontology annotation, molecular function: receptor ligand activity; epidermal growth factor receptor binding. NCBI's taxonomy places the organism in Eukaryota, Metazoa, Arthropoda, Insecta, Hymenoptera, Apidae. Gene Ontology annotation, biological process: epidermal growth factor receptor signaling pathway.
AUGUAUGGUAGUGUCCGAUCUAAUGGGAUACAUAAUUUGUUUACAGAUGCGCCAACGGUUAUAUCGGGCAGAGAUGCGAGUUUAAGGAUUUAGAUGGUUCCUAUUUACCCUCCAGGCAACGUGUAAUGUUGGAGACAGCAAGCAUCGCCGGCGGUGCCACGAUAGCAGUAUUCCUGGUCGUUAUCAUUUGCAUAGCGGCUUACAUCCACUGUAAGCGAAAGCAAAAGGAAUUGCGGUCGAGUAACUGCGUCGACACGGUGGAUGGUCCUGGCCGAGAUCCGGAGUUGAGGCCGUUCAGCAACCGUAGCCGCUCCCUCAUGAUCUUCAUGACCAAGAAUCCCAAUAGCUCGGCGGCUAUAGAGCAGACGAGAAUGCCCGGAUGGAACUGUCCGGAAGCGGAAUCAAUGAGAAUGGCGUCGAUCAGCGAAGGGAAGCGUUCGAAUCAAUGAUAAAAGGAUACCCGGUGCCUGAUAAUUCCACGACACGGCGAACCGAGGCGUCCCCCACAUUUCGUGGCUGGGCCCCCGUAGAGAUCACCGACACCGACACGUCGUCGACACGGAAGGGGAAAAGAAUCACUUUCACCUUCACCUCUGCUAUCUGUCUCCGUCCAUGGACCACGUUCUCGCGAUUAUUAGGCGGGCAUUUAGAGUGGAAAUACAGGCAGAGAAA